This is a messenger RNA of Marmota monax (woodchuck), 1738 nucleotides long. It is a transcript of the gene Ccdc125, whose product is annotated as coiled-coil domain containing 125. Gene Ontology annotation, cellular component: cytoplasm. Bases 1 to 1539 code for a protein of 512 amino acids. The transcript is spliced from 11 exons. Gene Ontology annotation, biological process: negative regulation of cell motility; negative regulation of Rho protein signal transduction. NCBI's taxonomy places the organism in Eukaryota, Metazoa, Chordata, Mammalia, Rodentia, Sciuridae. The record is from RefSeq and is a predicted model, not a curated record.
AUGAGCAAGGUGGUGAGAUCAUCGAGUGAGUCAGAGGUGCAGUUCUGGGGAACAGAAGAGGAUGACAUGACAGAAGGUGAUCUAGGAUAUGGCCUCGGAAGAAGACCUGGUGGAAUUUAUGAAGUGGACAUUUCACAUUUACUUACAUCUAGAAAAAGAUCAGAUGGAAAGAACUUUAGCCCUCCCCCAUUUCUAAGAAAGGGGAAAGAGAGAAGUGGAGCCAUUUUUCAGUAUUUCAAGCAAAAGAACUUGCAAGACACCUGCCUUCAAGAGUCCAGGAUUUCCAGUUACAGACAACAAAGCAGCACUGGUUUUAAUUCAGAAUUGUCAAAUGAAGAUUUAAGGCAACGUCUUCAUGAAACUUUAGGGGAAGUAGAAAUUUUAAAAACUGAACUUGAGGCAUCUCAAAGACAACUUGAAGGUAAAGAGGAAGCAUUGAAAAUUCUUCAAAGCAUGGCAGUAUUUGGCAAAGCCACAAGUCAUACCCAGGCAAUGCUUCAAAAAACUAUGGAGCAAAAGAAAUCCUUGGAGAAGGAAAUAAAUGCCUUGCAGUGGGAAAUAGAAUUUGAUCAGAAUAGAUUUAAAAAUAUAGAGGAAUCGUGGACCCAAAAAUAUGAAAGACUAAACUGUGAAAAUGCAGUUCUCAAAGAGAAUCUGAAACUGAAAACAGAAGAAAUUAAAAUGCUAAAGUCUGAACAAGCAAUUUUGAAUAAACAAUACUUGGAGGCCCUCGCCAUACUUGAUAUAAAACAGCAGAAGAUGGCUCAGGAAAACAUGUGCCGGGAUAAAAAUGACUUUACAGAGGUGUCAGGUCUUGAGCUUGCAAUCCUUGGAGCCUGCCUUUGUCAUGGUCCUGGAGGGAGCCCCUGUUCUUGUGCCAGAAUGGCAGCAUCCACUCAUAAACUGGUUCUUCAGCUCAAAAACGAGUUGGAACUUUUGCAGAAGAGUAAAGAAGAAGCUUACACAAUGGCAGAUGCAUUCAGAAUUGCAUUUGAGCAACAAUUAAUGAGAAAAAAUGACCAGGCACUAAGAUUGACACAAAUGGAUAAAAUGUGUAAAAAAGCAACGAAACAGAUAAAUUGGAAGCACCUUAAAGAGGAUGGAGAUUCAUCACAAAGGAGUAAGAAGACCUUAGGGCAGAAACUGUUGGAUAUGUUGCCUUCAGAAAACAGUUCUAAGAGAACUGAAGACCAGGAUGAUCCUCAAGCAGUUUUUAGGAUGCUAAUAGAUCUGUUAAAUGAUAAAGAAGAAGCGCUGGCUCAUCAAAGAAAAGUUAGUUACAUGCUUGCUCGGGCACUGGAAGAAAAAGACACUGCCUCAAAAGAGAAUAAAAACAAAAAUCUGAUGAAAGAGAAUUUUCUACUCAAAAACCUCUGGCCUAAAACAUCAGAAUUCUCUCUUUUACAUGAUCCUGUACAUUCAAGUGUCCAAAUUAUUAAUUCUGUGGGCUGCAUUUGUUCAAUUCAGCAACCUCAACUAGAUCCAAAUAACACAAGAACUCUUAAGAGAGCCCAUUCUUUACCAUCAGGUAUUUCUUGAAGAUGAACCCGCUGGAAUUAGAACUGAGAGAUUUCCAAAUCAAGAGACUUGGAGGCUGGGGAUGUAGUUCAGUGGUAGAGUACUUGCCUGCCAUGUACAGACCUUGGGUUCAAUCCCUAACACCACAAAAAAAGGCUCUGAAAGAGAAUUGUAUACAUGUUUCUACAUCUUGAGCAAUAAAUUGUGUUUUCAAUGUUAA